AUGUCUAAAUUUUCUCCUGACUAUUUCGUAGUUGCAGAAACUAAACUGAAUGAAUCUUUUCCAACUGCUCAAUUUAAUAUUGACGGAUAUGAAAUUAGAACCCGAAAGGACAGACACAUACAUGGAGGAGGUUUAAUUGAGUAUGCUGGGAAAGGGGUCAUUUGUAAACAGUUACACAAUAUUGGAAUUGUAGAGAAUGAAAUUAUCAGUUCUGAAAUUACUAUUAGAAAUAAAAAAUGGAUUAUAAUUAGUAUUUAUCGGCCACCUUCAUAUUUGAACUUAACACAAUUUUUCUAUGAAUUGGAAAAAAUCCUUAACAAUGCUCUUUCUAAAUAUAAAACAUGCUUUGCAGGCUCUUCAAUUGAUGUCUUAUUGACAAACAGAUAUAGGUCUUUUCAAAAUAGUUCAGCGUUUGAAACAGGAUUAAGUGACCAUCAUCUAAUGAUAAUUACAUUUUUAAAAAUGCAUCUAGCCCGUUUACAGCCAAAGAAAAUAUUCUAUAGAAACUAUAAAAAUUUCGAUGAAAAGACGUUUUUGGCUGAUGUAAAAGCUGCUGACUUUUGUUGUGACACUGCCGAUCCUGAUUUGAACUAUGAAAAUCUUCAAGUAAUUUUUAGAAAUAUAGUAGAUAAACAUGCUCCUUUGAAACAGAAAACAUUGCGUGGAAACGAUGCUCCCUUCAUGAAUAAAGAAUUAAGAAAGGCUAUAUACUCUAGGUCAAGGUUUAAAUAUAAAUAUAACAAUGAUAAAAUUGAGGAAAACAAUGCCAAUUAUAAAAGACAAAGAAACAAAUGCGUAAAAUUACGAAAUAUAGCUGUUAAGGAAUAUUUUAAAAAAAUAACCCAGGCCGGAGCAGUCGAAAAUAAAAAUUUUUUGGAAAAUGAAAAUGAAGUGGCAACAACAUUGAAUAGCCACUUCAUAAAUAUUGUUGAAAAAAGAAGUGGUGAUGAAGAAAUCAAAAAAGUAUUUAAAAAAAUAAACACUAAAGCGUCUGCAGGCGAAGAUAAGAUACCGCCAAAACUUGCAAAACUAGCUAGUGAGCACUUAAUAUUGCCCCUCAAAAAUGCCUUAAAUAGUAGCAUCCAUGCCAGUUAUUUCCCAACUAAAGCUAAGCGUGCGGUUGUUACACCAAUUGACAAGGGAAGCAAGGAAAAGAAAAACUAUAGCACCAAUCACGUAUUGAUACGCCUAUUAGAGGAUUGGAAAAAAAAACUGGAUCUGAAUUAUGUGGUUGGUUCAAUAUUAAUGGACUUAUCAAAAGCUUUUGACUGUGUCCCCCACGAUCUACUUAUAGCCAAACUUCAUGCUUACGGUUUUGAUGUAAAAUCACUUGCGUAUAUUCUAUCGUAUCUUACAAACAGAGAACAAUCCACACGAGUAAAUGCGGAGUAUAGUAUACUUGAUUUAAUUUUGUCAGUGACCUACAUAAUUACGCAGACAUUCAAACACUAUUAA
Messenger RNA from Hydractinia symbiolongicarpus, 1455 nucleotides. RefSeq lists its product as uncharacterized. The transcript is spliced from 6 exons. Bases 1 to 1455 code for a protein of 484 amino acids. NCBI's taxonomy places the organism in Eukaryota, Metazoa, Cnidaria, Hydrozoa, Anthoathecata, Hydractiniidae. The record is from RefSeq and is a predicted model, not a curated record.